Molecule: messenger RNA, 3964 nt
Organism: Homalodisca vitripennis (glassy-winged sharpshooter)
Lineage: Eukaryota; Metazoa; Arthropoda; Insecta; Hemiptera; Cicadellidae
Product: ATP-dependent DNA/RNA helicase DHX36-like
Exons: 20
Coding region: 215-3514 (1099 amino acids)
Cellular component (GO): intracellular anatomical structure; nucleus; cytoplasm
Molecular function (GO): G-quadruplex RNA binding; ATP binding; DNA helicase activity
Source: RefSeq, a predicted model, not a curated record
GACGUUUGGUCACUCGAUUAUUCGAACAUACCAAUAACAAUAAUAAACAAGUAAAUCAAAAAGAUCAGUGAUUUACUGAUCUAAUUAUUAUUAUCUUAUUAUUGCCUGAUGCGUUUGUUUUGUUUAUUUGGUGACAAAUAACACAAGUCUUUCCAGUUAAUCAAGUUUUGAAUGAUGGAAAUAUAUUUAAUUUUGAAAUUUGAAAGCUUCUAAUAUGGAUUCAGAACCAUCAGGAAGUUGGGGAAAAGGUAGAAGAGGCAGGAGAGGAAGAAAGGGUCAUUUUGGAAAACACCAAGAUGAAGGAAGAGGCAAAGGAUAUAUCAGAGGGCUGAUGGAUACCAGGAACCGAAUUGAAAACUUGGAGUAUAUGGAUGUAGCUUCAAUGGAGUAUUAUGAGUUCAAAAGGAAGCUACAAAGAGGACGAGACCGAGAAGAUGACAGGGAGAAACCUCCUCCAGGACUCAAGGGGAGGGCUUUAGGUAUGUGGUAUAGAGACAGAUCAAAAAGGGAAAAGAGGGAGAGAAAAGAAGACCAAAGAGAGCCGUGUAUAGAGCUGUCAUUGGAUCGUGGUAAAGAGAUGGCGAUCAGGCAGAUAGUCGACUCUAUUGGUACUCCUCUAACGGUGCCAGUUCAAACGCACAUCCCUGAGAGAGUAAUUAAGCGGUCAAGAAAGAAUUCUAGAUCAAGAUCACGUUCAAGGUCAAAAUCUCCUGAAGAAAUUCGUAGAGAGAUAAAAAAAGAACCAUUGGAAGAUGAGAAGCCAAUGACGAUUGGUGACAAGUAUAAACACCUGGAAGAGAGUGCUUUCAAGAGACUGUUUCUGCGCAGCAUCACUGGGAGCAUGAGUAAAAACGUGGACAAUGCCCUGCAGAUGAAAUCUAAACUGUCGAGGGAACGAGAGCUGGACAGAGAGCUGCUGGAAGACCUGAGGGAGAAGCAGAGCAGUGAGCAGUAUCUAGAGAUGCAAGAGUUCCGGAGAAAGUUGCCAGCUUGGGAGAAACGAGAGGAGCUGCUGCAUAUGAUCGAAAACAACCAGAUCAUUGUCAUCAGUGGUGAAACUGGUUGUGGUAAGACAACGCAAGUAGCUCAGUUCAUCCUUGACAAUGAGAUAGAGCGUGGGCGAGGCUCCAUGUGCCAUGUCGUCUGUACUCAGCCUCGACGUAUAUCAGCCAUCAGUGUGGCUGAGAGGGUGGCGGACGAGCGGAACGAAACAGUGGGCGAUGAUGGGGCUGUUGGCUACACCAUCCGGCUUGAGUCACAUCCACCUCGUAAAAGAGGAUCCAUAUUAUACUGCACUACAGGAGUUCUGCUGCGGAUGCUGGAGGAAGAUCCAGCUCUAACCGCUGUAUCCCAUCUAAUACUGGAUGAAAUCCAUGAGAGAGACACCAUCAGUGACUUUGCCAUAACCAUAUUGAAAGACAUCAUACCAAAGAGGCCAGAUCUGAGGCUGAUCUUGAUGAGCGCGACACUGAAUGCGGAUCAUUUCUCUCAGUACUAUAACAACUGUCCGACAGUAAAUAUUCCUGGGUUCACUUUCCCAGUACAGGAGUUCUACCUAGAGGAUGUUCUGCAGAUGACCAGGUAUAUUCCAAAACUGAAGAAUAAUGGUAGAUAUCAGAAGUUUCGUGGUCAGAAUCCAAAGAAAUGGAGAAUGAAACCCAAAGAAAAAGAGGAAAUGCUUCUAUUUAGAGGCAUGGUUCAUCCAUACUUGAGAGAAUUGACAUCCAGCAAGAACUAUUCCGCACAGGUGAUUGAUUUCUUGUACAACCAGGAUUCUGAGGAGUUGAGUUUAGAACUGGUGACAGAACUGAUAAAGUAUAUAGACAGGACACAAGGUGAAGGAGCUAUACUUGUUUUCCUGCCUGGCUGGGAUAAGAUAUCAACUCUCAAUAGGAUGUUGACCCAGGAGGGUUUGUCUGAGCGAGCUGGUUACUUGGUGAUACCUCUGCACUCCAUGUUGUCUACAGUGUCCCAGAAGUCUGUGUUCAACCGCCCACCAAGAGGAGUGAGAAAGAUAGUGAUAGCCACGAACAUAGCGGAGACAUCCAUCACCAUAGACGACGUGGUGUAUGUGGUCGACUGUGGAAGAAUCAAGAUGAAGAACUUUGACUUGAACUUCAAUGUGACAACACUGAAAGAGGAGUGGGUCAGCCUGGCUAACGCCAGACAGAGGAGAGGGAGAGCUGGCAGAGUGCGUGAAGGUGUGUGCUACCACCUGUUCACCAAAGCCAGGGAGCAGCUGUUGGAGUCAUACCCAGUACCUGAGAUGUUGAGGACCAGGCUAGAGGAAGUGAUAUUGCAAGCCAAGAUGUUACAAUUAGGCAGCAUCAAGCCUUUCCUCUCCAAAGUAAUGAAUCCUCCCGAGCCUAAAGCCAUAGACCUAUCUCUAAAGCUUCUGAACGACUUGAACGCCCUGGACAACGAUGAACAUCUGACACCCCUCGGCUACCACCUGGCCAAACUGCCCAUGGACCCCCAGACAGGCAAGAUGAUCCUGAUGGGAGCUCUGUUUGCUGUGAUAGACCCUGUGUUCUCUGUGGCUGCUAGUCUCAGCUUCAAAGACGCUUUUGUAGUUCCUAUCGAAGAAGAGAAGGCAUUCUUCAGAAAAAAGAAGGAAUUGGCCAUGGGCACCAAGAGUGAUCACUUGGUGUUAGCCGAGGCCCUCACACGCUGGGAGGCAGAGAACCAGACCAACGGUGGCUGGAGGUUCACCAGAGAAUACUACCUCAGUCCUAACACCCUCUCCAUGCUCAAAGAUAUGAAGAAGCAGUUUGCCCACCACUUACAUGACAUGCGAUUCCUGUCCACAAGUUACGUCAAGGACAGAGAAAGCAACCGAAACUCCCAUAACAUUGGACUCAUCAAAGCCAUUAUCUGUGCUGGUCUCUACCCGAAUGUUGCCAUCGUCAAAAAUGUCAAGAAAACAAAGAAAGGUGAUAUACGGCAGAAGAUAUUUACACCAGAAGAUGGUCCUGUAAGCUUGCACAUACGCUCAAUAAACAGCAACGAGCCGUUCUUCGAGGGACGGUUCCUGGUGUACCAUCUCAAAAUGAAGACCUCCAAGGUGUUCCUGCACGAUACCACCAUGGUGUUCGCCUUGGCUCUCAUCUUCUUUGGGCACAACUUUGAGCUGUUCAAGGAGAAUGGGAUGGUGGUCAUAGAGCUGUCUCCCAAAAUACGCUUCACCUGUGCAACCUCCACUGCUCUCUUGGUGAAGGAGUUGAGGCAGAGAUUAGACCAGCUGCUGGAGUACAAGGUAGCACACCCGGGCGUAACGGACUGGGACCAGAGCUCUGACGAGGGGAAGCUGCUCCGGGCAAUAGCUGAACUGAUAUCUCACGAGGAUGAGAAGCUAAGUAUGGUAGAUGAGAGUGAUGAGGACGAGGACGAGGAUGAGGAUGAAGAUUUCCCAGACUACACAGAGGACCGAUACUCUCAGGGUUCAUCCAACAGUUACCGCAGUGACUACGGUCGUGCCAGUACCUCUGGGGUCACCCCAUUCCCUCGGUUUUGAGGUCUCCACACACAGACACACUCCACCUACCUAUUUUGGAUCCAUGAACCUGUGAACCGAGUUCAAUCAAUAAAAUUAUUUCUCUUUAUGAAAACAAUGGAUAUGAAAUGUUCAGAAAUUAAAAUUAAGAUUUUGUUAAUACAGUUAAUACUGCACAGUUAAUCUGAUUUAUUUAACUGUAAGGAAAAGUGACUUAUGUUAAAAAUUUCAAUAUGGAUAUGUUAUUUAUUUAUUUGAGAAACUUCCAUUGUUUUACUGUUGUAAUAGUAAUGUUAAGAACAGUAAUAUUUCUAAUUUGUUUUAAUUUUUGAUCAAACUCUGAAUGUAACUUUAUAAACCUGGAUCUGUGUUAUUACCAAAGGAAUUUGAGAUCAUUUUUGUUGUGAAUGAUCUGUUUAAAUUUAUAGUGUUUUAUAGAAUCCUAUGAAAUAAUAUGAAUGUAUUUUUUUA